UUGUUUUUAUUAUUAUAUUAUAUUGCUUGAUUUUUAUAAUUUUCUCACAUUCACUCUUGAUUUUUGUGUGUGUGGUUGUUUUUUCCACUAAUGUUAUGGUAGUUAUUUAUAUUGUUUUUUUGAUUCUGCUUACUUCACUAUGCAUCAGUUCAUGUAGCUAUUUCCCUGUUUCUCUGUAUUCAUUCUAUACGUCAUUUCUUAUAACAUAGCACUAUCACAUUAUAUUCAUAUCCCAUAACUUGUUUUGCAGAGACUCAAUUGAUAGACAUCUAUUUUGUUUUCAAAUCUUUGCUGCCAUAAAUAUUUGAUGUACAUAGAAACUUCCUUCUCAAUGGGUUCCUUAGGGUAUAUGCCCAGUAAUUUUAUGUAUGCUUAAUCUAUGUUACAGAUUAUCAGAGUAUCUUUCUCAGUGCUAAUUACAGCAGGAGAGUAGAGUUGAUUGAUUUACUAUACUCCAGCCCACUUAAAGUAAGUGCUUAAAUAAUUAGUUGUCAUAGGAUUAAGAGAGUGAAAAAUCUUCCAAAGCCAUUUGACGAAUUGAAAUAACAUCAGCCAGAAGUUUUUUUUCCAAUUAGCCAUAGGAUUUCGUUAUGCCUUUUGGAUCUUAUAAAAAAAAGCACCAUAUUAGUAGGAGUCAGAGAAUUAUAUAAAUUGAUAAAACUGGUGUUUGGGAGGAAGCACACAGGUAGGGCUUUACUUAAUGGGAUUAGAAAAUUACCCCUAGAUUCGAGGGCCCAGAACCUUGAGGAUAGAUUAGAAAACAUCACUGGGAGUUGGGGGUUGAGGUAAGAGAUGUGGGGAUAUAUAGGCUACAACAAUAAGGUUAUAGUACCUCUCUGGAUCUUGUAGAAGGGGAAAAUAAAAGAGAUAUCCAAUGCAUAGUAUGACAUAGUAUAGGACAAGCAAUAAUCAACAAAAGAAUUAUAGUACAUGUUAACAGAAAAAAUUCAAAUUUAGUAAGGUGAAGGGAAAAAUCAGAACCAUAAUCAUUUUGUGAUAUUUUGGUAGACGAACACUACAAACUAUUUAAAGCAGAUGGUCUUAUCCACUAUUAAAACAACUAUUUUUUGUCCUUAUAACAUGGGACUUGGGGUUUCUCUUUCCAGACAACCCACAUUCCAGUAGCUUUCAGGUCAAACAGAGAGCAGGAAAAUUCCUUCCCUUCCUUACAUUCUUGUAAUGCUGAGGAAAAGGUGAUUCUGAACAUCAGAGGCUCACAAUAAGAAAAGACCCCUAAGAGAAAUAUUCCCCUUUGAUUCUCUCAUAGAUUUCAAGAUGGACACAGAUAUACAUUUUCUAGCUAUGCCCUGAUACCAUCAGGUUGUAAUCUAGGACAUCUACUGGUCCCCUAAAUUAUGUCCAGCCAAACCCUGUGUCUUCAGGACACAAAACACCACUCUAGCCCCAAUCAGGUGACAAACACCCCCCUACUUCUGCCUAAACUCACAUCAUCACAGUCUCUUCUCCAGUCAUGUAGCACCUGUUGUCAAUAGAGUAUAAAAAACUGAAUCCACCCCCCCCCCCAGGCAGUGUCCAUUCUUGAACCUAUCUCCCAACCCUUCAACAUUACUACCAAAUUAAUACAUUUCUCUUUUUUAUUUUUAAGCUAAGUUUUGGAAUCUUGCAUUCUUGCAAAGGGUACCGAUCCUGAACCCAGGGGUUCAUCUCAAACCCCCAACAACACUUAGAUAAGAGACACCUGCAGAAUUAUCUAAAUAGUUACCUCAGCUUUGCAGUUUUGCCUAAUAGGACUUCUUUCACAAUUGUAAAAAUAUUUGAUCAUCUUCUUUUGUCUCCCUCCUCUAGUCUCCUGCUUUUGGAUUGGGAAUAUACAAAUCCAUCUGAGUAAAUUCAUAAUCCACAUGGGGUCACCAUUAUGUUGGGGGUAGAGAAGGGCCCUCUUUUUCUAAUUCAAUUAAAUAAAUCAAUGUUUAAUUAAUUUAAUUUAAAAAGCUAAUUAACAUUUAUUAAUUGCCUGCUAUGUCCCAGGCACUAGGUAGUACACUGGGCCUGGAGUCAGGAAGAUCCAAGUUCAAAUCUAGACUGAGACAUUUACUAGCUGAGUGACCCUAGGUAAGUCACUUAACUCUCUUUGCCUCAGUUUCCUCACCUGUAAAAUUAUAUGGAGAAGGAAAUGGCAAACUACUUCAGAGUCUUUGUCAAGAAAACUAUGUGGGUCACAAAGAAUUGAACACAACUGAAACAACUGAACAUGUGCCAGGCACUGUGCUAAGUGCUGGGGAGACAAUUAAGAAAAGGAAAGACAGUCCCUACCCUCAAAGAAUUUAUAAUCUGUUGAGAAGUGGUGGUCAAAAGAUAACCUCUAAAAGAAAAGUUAGCUGCAAAAAUCCCUGCCCUGUAUAAAGGAAAACUCUGGAAGGAGUAUAGAGGUCCACCCUCCAGUCUUCCAGUCAGAGGGGAGAGGAGAGAGGAGGCUGAAGGAAUUAGUAAGACGUUGAGUUUCUAAAGCUGAUUUAUAGACAUGAUGAUGGAAUCAUAUUUUGUCAGGUAGAUAGCUGCAAAUACCAGCAAGCCCAGGGACAAAAGCUGUCUCCUUUUUUUCUAAGAGAUCCUGAGUCAUCAGUUCUUUUGGUUCAGCAGCCAAUUGGGAGACUCACAGCAAUGAGUCAUAGGAUCCCAGAAGCUUCUCUCCUCCACUCCCAAUUCCCACACAGUCUACAGGAAGUAGACAGAGAAUAGCUUUCAUUUCUCUGUAUAAUUCACAUAUAUAUGGAUAAAGGGUUUUCAUGUUACUUUUUAAAAUAGUAGCCAGCUGUGUUAUAAUAAAGAAUAGUAUGAAAAUAUAACUAUAUUAUAUAUGCACACCUACAGAAGCUGGUAGGAAAAAAGGAAUCAUUAAACCUGUGCUUCAAGUCUACUAACAUACAUUCUGUUCUCAUUAAAAUAGCUCUAAUAAGGACCUUGGACAUUGGACGUUGUGGCAGGAGUGUGUAUAUCCUACCGAAAGAAGCCUAAACUGAAGACAAAGGUCUUAAAAAAGGAAUGGGGAAGCGGGGGAGUGAGGGAGGUCGAGAAGAAGGGCAGAACCAAGUCUGCCACACACUGGAUGAGAAGAAAAGUAAAAAUAUUUGAAAAUAAAUCCCACUUUCCAUACUACAAAUUUGACACAAAACAGCAGCCCAAACCUUAUUAAAUCAGUCUAUGCCUUUUUGCCCGGAAACAAUUAGGGGAAGAUCCUUUUUGCUUGGAGGCUCUUUAAAAGUUGACGGCUUCUAGCGGUCUUGCUAACUUGGUGGGCUACCAGCCCACCUGUCAACCCCAGAGCAUCCGAGAUUCACCCUAGAGGAUGGAGCUGCCAAUCCUUUUGAUGAUUCCUACAAAGAGGAAAGCUACUGAACUGAGCUUUUGAAGGAUGGGCAAAGACUUCCGCUAUUAUUUCCAGCACCCAUGGUCUCGAUUGAUUGUGGCUUAUCUGGUGAUCUUCUUUAACUUCUUAAUAUUUGCGGAGGAUCCUGUCUCUCACAGCCAAACAGAGGCCAAUGUUAUUGUUGUUGGAAACUGUUUUUCAUUUGUAACCAAUAAAUACCCCAGAGGAGGAGGCUGGAAGCUCUUGAAAGUGCUUCUAUGGCUACUUGCAAUUCUCAUAGGACUAAUAGCUGGGAAAUUUCUAUUUCAUCAACGUUUGUUUGGUCAAUUACUUCGGUUGAAAAUGUUUCGAGAAGAUCACGGUUCUUGGAUGACUAUGUUCUUCAGUACCAUUCUCUUCCUCUUCAUAUUUUCCCACAUAUACAACAUGAUUCUCCUCAUGGAAGGAAACAUGGGAGCAUACAUUAUUACAGACUUCAUGGGCAUAAGAAAUGAAAGUUUCAUGAAAGUAGCAGCUGUAGGAACCUGGAUGGGAGACUUCGUUACAGCUUGGAUGGUCACUGAUAUGAUGCUUCAAGACAAACCAUAUCCUGAUUGGGGGAAAGCAGCUAGAGCUUUUUGGAAAAAAGGAAAUAUCAGAAUAAUUUUAUUCUGGUCAGUUCUUUUUACUUUAACCUCUGUUGUUGUGCUUGUCAUCACUACGGAUUGGAUCAGCUGGGACAAGUUGAAUCGUGGAUUUCUGCCCAGUGAUGAAGUCUCUAGAGCUUUCUUGGCUUCCUUCAUCCUCGUCUUUGAUCUUCUUAUUGUCAUGCAGGAUUGGGAAUUCCCACAUUUCAUGGGGGAUGUUGAUGUAAAUCUUCCUGGAUUACAUACACCUCAUAUGCAGUUCCAGAUUCCUUUCUUCCAGAUGAUCUUUAAAGAGGAAUACAGAAUACAUAUAACAGGUAAAUGGUUUAACUAUGGCAUCAUCUUCCUCGUCCUGAUUUUGGAUCUUAAUAUGUGGAAGAACCAAAUAUUUUAUAAACCACAUGAAUAUGGGCAAUAUAUUGGUCCAGGACAAAAGAUUUAUACUGUGGAGGAUGCAGAAAGCUUAAAGGAUUUGAACAGAACCAAACUGUCCUGGGAAUGGAGAUCUAAUAACACUAACCCCCAGACUAACAGAACCUAUGCAGAGGGAGAUAUGUUCUUGCAUAGCAGAUACAUAGGAGCGAGUCUUGAUGUCAAAUGUCUGGCUUUUGUUCCAAGCUUGAUAGCUUUUGUAUGGUUUGGCUUUUUCAUCUGGUUCUUUGGAAGAUUUUUGAAAAAUGAACAAGGCAUGGAGAACCAAGAUAAAAGUUACACACGAAUGAAAAGGAAAUCACCUUCAGAACACAGCAAAGAUAUGGGAAUGACUCGAGAAAACACCCAAGUCUCAGUUGAGGAUCCCUUGAAUAAUUCUCCUUUAGUCUACAUUAAGUCAGAUUUCAAUGAAAUUGUCUACAAUUCUUCCCACGUGACCUCAGAAAACUUGAACUUGCACUUGAGUGAAGCCUGUGGCACAACAGAACCAGACCCAGCACCUGUGAUGACACCCAUAAAUUCCAUCCAAUAAUGUGAUGCCCUCUUCCCCCAAAGACAAAGAAAUGCACACAAGAGUAUACCUUUAAGGUAUACUUAUGUCUUUUUGUACAUAAGUUUUAUGUAGCAUUAGAUGGAAAAAUAUAAUGUAGGCCACAACGGUGCUCAACAUGCUCUUUCUAGAACUCAUUAUUUUCUAUUUGUAUUAUGAUACAUGUGCCUCCUGUGUAUCCAACAGUCCUCUAGAGAUUGCUUCUCACAAUUGCACAAGCUAAUUAUUGCCAUGUUGACUUUACAGAGUAGUGAACUACUAGAUGAUUAUUCAAAGGUAUAACGUUCUACCAUAGUGGUGCCUUGAGACAUCAAACUGUUUCUAACUGUCAGUAAGUCAACAAGCAUACAUUAAGUGCCUACUAUGUUCCAGGCACUGGGCUAAGCACUAGAGAUGCAAAGAAAAGGGAAAAACCGUCUUGCUUUCAAGGAACUCACAGUUUAAUGUGGGAGACAACAUGCAAACAACUAUGUACAAUUAUACAGGAUAAAUAAAAUGAUGAACAAAGGAUUAAAAGGGGUCAAGAAAGGCUCCUUGACAAAGGCAGAAUAUUAGCUGGGACUUGAAGGAAACCAGAAAUGUCAGGAGAUAGAAGUGAGGGAGAUAAUUCCAGGGAUGGGGAAUAGCCAGUGAAAAUGCUUGGAUCCAGGUGAAACUGAAGGUUCUGUACAAGAAAUAGAAAAGAAAGGGAGCUAGAUUUGGUUUUGAAUGCCAAAUAGAGAAUUUUAUUCUUGACCUUGGAGUCAAAAAGGUUCCAUUGGAGUUUGUUGACUGGGAGUGAUAUGGUCGCACGUUCUUUAGAAAGAUCAGUUUGAUAGCUAGGUGGAGGAAUGGACUGGAGUGGGGAGAAAAUUCAAGGCAGAGUAGUGUUCAUUAGAAAGAAGGAAGGGGUGUAUUUGAGAGAUGUGGUGAAGGUAGAAUUAAUUGAUAUUACUUGGUAACAGAUCAGAUAUGAGAAGUAGAAAUGAAUGAAGAGUCAAGAUCAUAUCUAAAUUUUGAGCCUGAGGGAUGAGAGGAUGAUGGUGGUCUCUGCUAUAGUAGGAAAGUUGUGAAGAGGAGAGAAGCAGAGGAAGACUACACUGAAUUCAUUUUUGGAUAUAUUACAUUUUAAAUGUGGGUGGGACAUUUAAUUUGGGAUAUCCAAUGAAGUAUAGAUCAGUUCUAUUUUUUCUUUAAUUAAAUUGUUUUGGCUAACAUUGGAGAUCUAUUCGGGAAACUAAUAUAGUCAAUGCCACAAUAAUAGUUUCUGGGGUAAUAUUGUUUCAUUGGAUAUCUUUGUUGCCUACUUUACACAGUAGGUAGCUUUGAUAUUUGAACUUCAGAGAGGCAUGUUGAUUUCAAUUUUUAUUGGCAGACUGCCAAACAAAACAUGGAUAUAAAAAACAAUAAAAAAUUAAUCCAAUAUAGGUCAAUUCUUAUGAGAAUAUGACUUUCUCCAUUCAUUCAUUGAUUCAUCAUAAUUAGAUGAUAAUACCUAAUUUUGUCUUUGAUAAUGAAAGAUAAAUUGCUACUUGGUAUAGUCUCAUCACUUAAGUGUAAUUCUGUGGUGCCAAGGGAAAAAGAUUCAGUUGUACAGGGCACCACAUCUGUAAAACCUAGUGUAAACAUAGCUCCUGUUUGUGAAAAUUGGAAAACAGAUGAUAAUUCUGAAAUAAUGAAUUCCUUAAAAAAAGUCAUGCAAUAAAAGAUUUUGCAGGAGAGAGAUGGGAGGGAGAGAGAGAGACAGACAGACAGACAGAGAGAGACAGAGAGAGAGAGAGAGAGAGAGAGAGAGAGAGAGAGAGAGAUGCUGAAAGAAACAAAGUAACAUUUCCUGUCUUUUUUAUUUUUCUUUUGAAAGUGAAUAAAUAAAUCCCCAUAAAUGACUGUGGGACCUUUGUGUGUGUUCAUUCCAGGAAUCUGAUGAAACCUAAGUUUCACAACAGUAUAUUGAAAUAAUCUACUAAAGGCAGAAAUUUUAGAAACAGGAAAUUCCAAUUACCCUAUAAUUUAAUUCAAUAAAUGAUUAUUCCAUAAUCUUCAGAAAAAUCAUUCAUCAGGCUAAAACAAUUUCUUGUCAAAUAAUGUUGGUGCUGCUUUUUGUCUUUAUGACUUUUAAUCUCUUUGUAUUAUUCUGCUUUUAAGCUUGCAACAUGAUGAAUUUAACAUGCAUAAUAGAACUAUGUACUUGUUAUCUAUUACUUUGACAGCCACCUUUAAAAAAUGUUAUUUACUAGGCAGUUGGAACAAGUUUUCCUUCUGUACAUUUUUUAAACCUUUAUAUUGAAAUCAUGAAUUUGAAAGUCAUUCUCUAUCUUUGGUUUUAUGGUGAUACCAAACAAGGAUGGAAUUUUCCCAGUAGAGAAUUUUCAAAUUUCAGUAUCAGGGAUAAAUGAAUAAACACUUUAUCAAUGAGCAGUAAGAGCUUUCAGUUUCAGACACUCCUCUACUUCCCACACACAAUUCUUUGUGGACCAGAUUACUUUUCUCUUUUUAGCCUCAAUACCUUUCCCUCUGAGAGAGUUGCUUUCCUUUCUAACUCGGGUGAACUACUGGCACAUUCUUUCUUCUAUGUAAGCCCAGGCAUUUCACUGCUCAGUUCCUUCUUCUAACUCAUUCAUCCAUAGAAACUCAGUAACUAUAGUCUCUUGCCUGGGAUAGUUGUAAACAUUAGCUAAUUUUUUUUCUGUUAAUAACUCUAAGCUCCCAGAGAGAAAUACCCCCCUGUGUCUCCACAUCCCCUACCAAAAGUUUUAGUCACCCCACUCAAUGACAUCAAGCUCAAUGAUUUUAUUGUGGCAUCCUUUAUGUCAAUUCCCUCUUUCCAUAGCUUCUUCCUUUCUCUAGAAGAGCAGCAAGGUGAAUUUAUGAGAGUAAGUCAGAUUUUUCACUAAUCCCAAUGUAAAGGAAAACCCCAUUGAGGGUGGGUGAGGAAGAAAACCCUGUAAAACUCCUGUCUGAAAAGUAAGUUUCUAUUUAUCUUGCAUCUUGAUUUCUUUGUAGAUGCCUUCAGUAGGAGUCAAGUCAAUGCUACAUUUUUCCCCCAGGCAUCAGAAUAUUUUAGCCUCUUGAAAAAUUUCCUAAACUAUGCACAAGAUCUGAAAAUAUAUAUCACAAGUAUCAAAACAAACAUCAUCACUUAGGAAAAGGAUGACGAGCCCAGCAUUCCUUGAAAUCAUUUUGGGGACCACUCACAGAAAUCUGUUGUAUACAACCUACAGCACAAUGGAAAACAUCAUUUGAAAGACUGCUUCAGUGACUACAGGCCAAAAUGUGAGAAUAGUACAUGUAGAUCAUUAGCAAAGAAGCAUAAUGGCAAAAUGAUAAAAAUGUCAAAAGAUCUACAUAACAAAGCAAGCAUAAACACCAGCAUCUAUGCAAAUAAACAGCAAAAUUAUAGUUAACAAAUUUAUCUGUACUGUAUGCAUGAUACUAACACAGAAAUGAAUAAACGUGAAAAAUGAAAUAAUAAAAUAGAAGCAUACUCAAACUAUGAACGAAUAUAUGCAAUAUAGGUACAUGGUCAAUCAUGUAAUAUGUUUGAAAACAAGCAUAACAAUUUCUCCAGUUUCCUAUAUAACAUCAUGCUAAUCUUACUCCUGCAUUGAACAGUUCAGGCUCUCUUGGGACCUGCUAACUUGAUUGCCCCUACACCUGACCCUUUGUUCUCUAGAUAACUUUUGUUAUUCUUUUUCUUGUUCAAUAAAAUGUUUUGGGUAAUUUGA
Monodelphis domestica (gray short-tailed opossum) is the source of this 8640-nucleotide messenger RNA. RefSeq names its product transmembrane protein 117 (gene TMEM117). Gene Ontology annotation, biological process: intrinsic apoptotic signaling pathway in response to endoplasmic reticulum stress. The record is from RefSeq and is a predicted model, not a curated record. Lineage: Eukaryota; Metazoa; Chordata; Mammalia; Didelphimorphia; Didelphidae.